Dendronephthya gigantea is the source of this 4369-nucleotide messenger RNA. Its product is annotated as CAP-Gly domain-containing linker protein 1-like. Gene Ontology annotation, cellular component: nucleus; microtubule plus-end; cytoplasm. The record is from RefSeq and is a predicted model, not a curated record. NCBI's taxonomy places the organism in Eukaryota, Metazoa, Cnidaria, Anthozoa, Malacalcyonacea, Nephtheidae. The coding region runs from base 91 to 3984 and encodes 1297 amino acids. Gene Ontology annotation, biological process: cytoplasmic microtubule organization. Gene Ontology annotation, molecular function: microtubule plus-end binding. The transcript is spliced from 24 exons.
UUAAGGAAAGAAAGAGGUGGUUCAAAAACCGGUCGAUUAUGUGAGAAUUAUCGCAAGAUUUUUUAGGAAAGACAAAAAAAAAUAACAACGAUGAGUAAUUUGCCAGUUGCCUCACGUCUUAAAGCACCUACAAGUAGGAUAGCUAAGUCAGGAACGGCGAAAUCUGAGGCAGUGACUGCGCCAAGAACAAGUGGUUUAAAGCCUCCUUCGUCUUCAGCUGAAACUCCUCAGAAAAGUGGACUAAAACAACCUCUUUUAAAACGAUCUACUGGAGCAGCAGAAGCACAAAAGUCAGAGAAAAGAAGUGCUUUGCCAACUACAAAUUCUACCGGGUUGUCAACACCACGGACUAAACAAAACGGCACGCAAAGUAAACUGAAAUCUGGCAUACAACCCAGAGGUGUUUCAAGUGAAACUACUCCUUUGAAACGAGACAGUUUAACACCACGGGAUGGCUCAAGUACAAACUUAAAACGACAAUCAUCUAGCUCCCAUAGUUCUUUAAGUAAGGAGUCACCGACUCCAAGUCCGAUGCUUGCGAGAGAAAAAACACAAGAGUCUAUAAAAGAUGAAACUACUGGGAUUUUAUUUAAAGUUGGCGAUCGUGUUUUAGUCGCUGGCUCGAAAUCAGGGGUCAUCGAAUAUUUAGGCGAAACAAAAUUUGCAAAAGGCCUCUGGGCUGGAGUUAAACUUGACGAAGCUGGUGGUAAAAACGAUGGAUCUGUUGCAGGUGUUAGAUAUUUUGACUGCGAACCUUCACACGGUGUGUUUUCAAAGCCAAACAGGUUACAUAAAAUCAAUAUUGUGCCGAAAAAUUCAACAUCAGAUCACGCGAUUUUGGAUGAUUCUAGUACUUUAAAAAUCGGUGAUCAAGUCAUUGUUAGCGGCACAAAAGUUGGAGUUUUAAGAUAUUUAGGACCAACUGAAUUUGCCAAAGGCGAGUGGGCAGGCAUUGAACUAGAAGAAGCUCUUGGGAAGAAUGACGGGGCGGUUGCAGGAACGAGGUAUUUUACAUGCGAGAUGAAAUACGGAUUGUUUGCACCCUCAUCCAAAGUUACAAAAUCGAAGAAAAAAGUCCUAUCUAAGAAACCUUUAAGUUCUCCUGGUCCAUCUCUUGACAUUGCAGCUAAAAUGGUGUUUAAUAGGACAUCUUCAAUGAACUCAGAUGUUUCUAACAUAACAUCAGUUUCUGCAGCGGCAGCACCACACCCUGGUUCACCAACAGAGAAGGUUGUGCCACAAACAAAUGAACUGGCCACUUCAAAUGAGUCUCUUCAUUCAGGUGUGAAAAAAACUCCUUCAAAUUCUCAACAAGUGGCUGCAUUACAGAGUGCUCUUGAGGAAAGAGAAAGGGAAAUCCACAAAAUGUUGAUGGAGAGAGAGCUUGAGAAAGAUGAAAAACUGAAAGGAUUUGAAUCAAGUGGAAAGGGCAAUGGCAAUGAAUUCAAUGAUAAGUUGUUGAAAGAAAAAGACGAGAUCAUAAAUGCAUUAAAAGAUAAUCUCGCAAAGGCAACCAAAGAGAAUUCUGAAACAAGAGCAAAACUUGAUGAAGAAAAAAAAAAAUAUGAAGAUUUACAAUUUAUGUUGGAAGAAGAGAAAAUUACUGACGAUGAGUUAAAGAAUCAUGUGAGACAGGAUGAAGACAAGAUCAAAGAGCUCUCAACACAAUAUGAAGAACGAAAUAUGAAGAUCAAGGAAUUACAAAAGGAACUGAGUGAAGUGCGUUCAGACAAACUGAGCAACGAAGCCAAGAUGUUGGAACUGAGAGAUCAACUGGCUGAGUCUAGAACAAGCUUUCAAAGUCUUAAAAAAAACAUGGAUACCGAAGUUGAAGAAAAUGAUCAGAACCAACAGCUGGAAACAUCUUUAGAAAUCGUGAAAAAAGAAUUGUCGAAAACGAAGAAAAUCUUGGGUGAAAAGGAAAACAAAGUAGAUGAACUCGAGAGAAAGUUGACUGAACAAAUGAAUAAACAUGAAGAAACGCAAGAACAGAAUAAAAAAGAAAUGAAUCAGAAACUAACAGCUGCUGAGAAUGAGAGAAAGAAAGUAAUUGAAGAUUACGAGUUGAUGAAGGCUGAGAAAGAACGAUACAACGAAGAACUCGUGAAAACCAAGCGAGAAAAAGCUGCAGUUGAAAGCAAUCUUCAACUAAAUGAAGAGAAACUUGAAGCUUCAGAGAAAAGAUACAAAGAUAUAAUGGAGGAAAAUCUUCUUGCUUCAAAUCAGAAAGAUGAAGCUAGUAAAAUUGCUGUUGUGAAUCUGAAAACAAGAAUCGCUGAACUGGAAGGCGAACUGCUGGAGUCAAAAACCAAAACCUCUCAACUCGAAAACAACAUGGCGUUGGAAAACGACAUAGCACAACAAAAAACAAAACAGCUUGAAAGCCUUCUGGCAAAUACCAACAAAUUACUGGUCGAGACCAAAGAAGACGCUAAUAAGAAAACACAACUUGUAAAUGAUUUGGAAAACAAGUUGAAUACUCAGUUAACACGGCAGAAAGAAAUCGAGAAAGAAGUUGAGAGUUUGGGUGAGGCAGAUAAAAAUUUAACGUUAAUGAAAGAGGCUCAUCGGUCCGAGGUCGAUGCUUUGGAAUCGAAAGUGGCUUCGCUCGCGAAAGAUUUAAAAGACUUGCAAAAUAAACAAAAAAUACUGACUCAGGAUCAUCGGAAUGAACUUACGUUGGUGGAAACUGCUAGAGACGACGAAGUCAACAAACUAAAAGAGAGAAUGCAUUCAAAUGAGAUUGAACGUGGUAACCUUGUAAAGGAAUGUGAGACGUUGAAGUCUGACAAAAAUAAAACGAAGGAAGAACUCGCAAAAAUACAACAGGAACAUAACACUAUACAACAAAACAAUAAUACCUUAUCACAGAAACUGAAAGAUCUGUCAGAGAAAUGCGAAGAACUGUCUAAAGCUAAGCUUGAAAUUACGACAGAAAGAAAUGAUGCUAUACAGCUUUGCGAGGAGCAAGACCGACAACUGGAGGUAUUCAAGGCUGACAACGAUAAAAUGACUUCUGAGAAACAAUCUUUAACGAAAGAUCGGGAUAAUCUUUUAGUGGAAAUUAUUUCUCUUGAGACGCAGAUCGAGAAUCUGAACUCGGAUUCUAGCCAAAAACAGGGACAACAGCAGAAAGCGAUGCAGUCAGAAAUUGCCGCCUUAAAGUCUAAAUUAGACGAAGUUAAGAAGCAUAAUGUUGAGAAGGUGAAUACUUUAACCGAAGAGAAAGAAAAUUUGGAAAAUCUUCUUGCGAACAAAACUAACGAAAUCAAGAGGUUACUUGGCGAACAAUAUAAAAUGCAAGAAAGAUCGCAGCAGUUGGAGGGUCAAGUUAGCAAUCUUAAAAAGAAAAUGAGCGAUGCUGCUGAAAACGCUACGAACAAAACAGAGAACCUUAGCAACGAGAUUCUGAUUUUGAAAGAUGAUUUUGAGGAGGCGAAAGGCGCUCUCAAGCAGAAAGAAGAUGAGAUCAGACUUUACAAAGAACAGAUUGAGAAGAUGGGAAAUGGAGAGUUUCCAAAAUCCCCAAUGGAUGGGGAUAUUUUAGAAAAUGCCUCAGCUCUGAUGCUACGGUUACACGAAGCAGAAUCCAAACUUGCUGUGGUUCAAUCUGAAAAGGAAUCUGCAGAGGAACAGGUGGAGUUUUUGAAUUCUAUUAUCGUCGAUCUUCAGAACAAAAAUCAGAAAGCAAAUCAAACCAUUGCACUUUUGGAAGCUGGAGACGAAGCUAUACUACUUCAUGGUCUAGAGUCUGAAAGUGAUGAUGAGCUGAUGGUAAAACCCAAGUAUGCAAUGCGAACAUUUUGUGACAUUUGUGAUGUGUUUGACCAACAUGAGACAGACGAAUGUCCAUUGCAAGAAGGUGGUGAUGACAGUGGCGGAGUGCAACAUCAUGGUGACAGGAACCAUGAGAGACCAUACUGUGGUAUAUGUGAAGUCUUUGGUCACUGGUCAGAGGACUGUAAUGAUGAACAGACAUUUUAAGAAGUCGAGAUGCAAGAAUUAGAAUAUUCCCCGAAUAUCUACACACAAAUGUCGGGCUGUUUGGUAUUUUAUUUUUAUAAAAAUAUAGUUAGAAAUAUGUAAAUAUAAACUAUAGGACAAUUGACAGGAACUAUGAGAAGAGCUAUGAUAUAAUAUUUGUAUGAAAGAUGACGCGGAACCGUCUCGAGUCCGACCGGCGACGACCCGAGACCGGACGUUCAGCGAUGAUAUUGGAUGUAAUGAAGUUACCAAUUUAAUAUCGAGAAGAUGUUACAUUCGUUGGUUUGAAACAUGGAUGUUAUUAUUUAUUGCUUGCUUGGCCAGACAAUAUUAUAUUUGAACCUUAUCCUGUGAAGUAUAUUCGCUUAUAGUCUAUCUAUUUAAC